Molecule: messenger RNA, 1604 nt
Organism: Syngnathoides biaculeatus (alligator pipefish)
Lineage: Eukaryota; Metazoa; Chordata; Actinopteri; Syngnathiformes; Syngnathidae
Gene: skic8
Product: SKI8 subunit of superkiller complex
Exons: 11
Coding region: 198-1130 (310 amino acids)
Cellular component (GO): Cdc73/Paf1 complex
Molecular function (GO): protein binding
Source: RefSeq, a predicted model, not a curated record
AUGAGGGAAACAGUGAGCACAUUGACUAACUUGCCAACAAACAUAAAAGGAGAAGAAGACGCGGAAACGGAAGUUGCCAGAGACUUAAGUUGUCAUGGCGCUUCAUAUAAUUUAACAAUACAAACUCUUUGUUCGCUGUGUUUUUAAAGCAAUAUUCAGAUCGUUGUGGUUAAGCUGGCUCGACCACGAAGAGUAAAAUGAGCACUCAAUACAGCAUCCUUUUUAAACAAGAGCACGCACAUGACGAUGCAAUCUGGACAGCGGCCUGGGGUAAAAGUGAGGCGGACGGCUCAGAAACAAUCGUCACUGGCUCCCUGGACGAUAUGGUCAAAGUGUGGAAAUGGUCUGAUGAGAAGCUUGAGCUGCAGUGGACGUUGGAGGGCCACCAGCUGGGCGUCGUGUCUGUGGACAUCAGCCACAACGGAGCCAUCGCCGCCUCCAGCUCACUUGAUGCACAUAUCCGCCUCUGGGACCUGGAGUCCGGGAAACAGAUCAAGUCCAUGGACGCCGGACCAGUGGAUGCCUGGACGGUGGCCUUCUCGCCCGACUCAAAGUACAUCGCAACUGGAAACCACCUGGGCAAGGUCAACAUCUUUGGCGUGGAAAGCGGCAAGAAGGAAUACUCUCUGGACACUCGGGGGAAAUUUAUCCUGAGUAUCGCUUAUAGUCCCGAUGGUAAAUAUUUGGCCAGCGGGGCUAUUGAUGGCAUCAUCAACAUCUUUGACAUCGCCACCGGAAAGCUUCUCCACACGCUGGAAGGGCACGCCAUGCCCAUCCGCUCCCUCACCUUCUCUCCCGACUCCCAACUGCUUGUCACGGCGUCCGACGAUGGUUACAUCAAGAUUUACGAUGUGCAACACGCCAACCUGGCGGGCACGCUAAGUGGACACGGUUCCUGGGUGCUUAAUGUGGCCUUCUCCCCGGACAACAUACACUUUGUCUCCAGCUCAUCAGACAAGAGUGUCAAAGUUUGGGACGCCAGCUCCAGAGCGUCUGGCUCCGGGGCGUGCAUCAACACCUUCUUUGACCACCAAGACCAGGUGUGGAGCGUCAAGUACAACAGCAACGGCUCCAAGAUCAUCUCGGUCAGCGACGACCGCGCCAUCCAUAUUUACGACUGCCCCAUGUGAGGCGACGCAUCCCCGACCGAGUCAUUUUGUAUGAAUGGUUUUGUACUGGCUCGUGACAGAACAAUAUCUACAGUAGAUUUAUAUUUUCAUGAAUUCUGGCUGCCGUUGAUUUUCAUUCCCUCAUCACCGAAAUGAAGUAAAUUGGUACAAACUUUUCAGGCAGCACGGUUCUCGAGUGUCAUGUUUCCCAACUUCUUUAGAGCCACUGACUGAACUGAACUGACCAAAAAAAAAAAAAAAAUACAAUUUUUAGUUAUUGUAAUUAGUGCGUACAUCUCUGCUGUGGUUUCUUUACAAAUUGGUUCCAUCUUGGGGUAAUGGGAGACAUAAUGACAACUCAAGUGUUAUUACUCAUGUCAGUAUGUCAUAAUUUUGUAUUGGCUGCUGUCAAUGAUGUACCUUCUUACUUAUAAGUUGGAAAUUUAGUUUCCUUUACAUUUUCACAUUAAAAUUCCAUUGUUGUUUCAAAUCCAA